This is a messenger RNA of Cucumis melo (muskmelon), 892 nucleotides long. Its product is annotated as protein DMP2-like. Bases 190 to 735 code for a protein of 181 amino acids. The transcript has a single exon. The record is from RefSeq and is a predicted model, not a curated record. Gene Ontology annotation, biological process: endomembrane system organization. NCBI's taxonomy places the organism in Eukaryota, Viridiplantae, Streptophyta, Magnoliopsida, Cucurbitales, Cucurbitaceae.
UCUUUGCUUCCCUCCCUUUCUUCUUUAACAUAAUAAUUUUAAACCCUAUCUUUUCUUCUUUUUCUUCUUCUUCUUCUUUUAAAUUGAUUGGACAGCUUAAUUCUAAUAUAUAUAUAUAUAUAUAUAUAUAACACCUCCCAAGUUCUUUGGCAUCUCCAUUAAACUAACCCAUCACUAAGCUCCAUUAAAAUGGCCACCUCUGGUAAGCAAAGAACCCUCACCGGCGCCGGAGAUCUAAUCAGAAUCCUCCCGACCGGCACCGUCUUCCUCUUCCAAUUCCUCAGCCCAAUCCUCACCAACAGCGGCCACUGCAACUCCUUCAACAAAUCCCUCUCUCUCAUCUUCAUCCUCUUUUGCGGCCUCUCUUGUUUCCUUUCCUCUUUCACUGACACCUACAUCGGCCACGACGGUGCCAUCCAUUUAGCCUUUGCCACCCCAUCCGGACUCUGGCCGGCCCCGGCUCCGGCCUCCGUCGACAUGUCCAACUAUAAACUCCAGCUGGGAGACUUCGUCCACGCUACCCUAUCGAUAGCUGUGUUUGCAGUCCUAGUCGUGCUAGACUCCGACACGGUGCGGUGUUUCUUCCCAAGCCUGGUGGCGGAGGAUAAAUUGUUGGUCCAGGUUCUGCCACCAGUGGUCGGAGCGGUGUUUGUUAUGUUCCCUAAUACUCGCCAUGGGUUUGGGUAUCAUUCAACUGCAACUUCCAUUGGAGUUCAAAAGGCUGCAUUAAGCUAAAAUCUCUAAUUGUAAUAUCUCUUCCGCCGUCCUUGAUACCUCCUCCUCUAUAUCCUCAUCGUCGGCAUUCAACGGUUUGCAAGAUAUAUGUAUGUAAUGUGAUUUCAUAAAUACUUAAAGUGUUUUUAUAUAUUUCAAUAUUUAUUUUGUGGGUAAA